CAGCACUGUAACAAGUAAAGAAAAGUAGUUCCCAGAGGCUCAGGAGGUUUCUGAACAUUAAACAUACAGACACUGUAAAAAUUUGUCUGAAACUGUAUGGCAGAUACAUCACAGCAUAUUGUAAAUUGAUUAAUAAAUGGAGCUUCCAGCAAACAGAGGAAUCAUUCUCUGCUUAUGAGGAACAUUUACAUAAGUUGUGGUUGGCUUUUUUUAUUAUUACUUUAGUGUCUUCCCCCCACAUGAUCAAUGGUGAACCUACAGUACUGCUAAACAGAUUUUGUGUUCCACAGAAUGAAGUCAGUCAAAUGUACUCAGAACAACAUGAGGGUGGAGAAAAAACAGAAAAGGUACAUCACACAAAGUGUCACAUCACGGUUUAACACAGCGGACAAAGACAGAGUUUACAGGCCAAUGCCCAAGUCAGAGAUGUUGAGCCAGGAUGACCCCAAAUCACGCCCAAUGCUAGAACUACGAGAGAAGCUCCAGCCAGAAGUGAUCGAGCUGAUUAAACAGCAGAGGCUGAACCGUCUGUGUGAGGGCACUUGUUUCAGGAAGAUCAGCGCUCGUCGCAGACAAGACAAGUUCUGGUAUUGCCGUCUGUCACCAAACCACAAAGUGUUACACUAUGGAGAUAUAGAAGAGUUCUCUCAAGGACAAAUAUCACAUGACUCUCUCCAGGACAAAGUGACAGUAGCAGAUAUCAAAGCAGUGGUAACAGGUAAAGACUGCCCACAUAUGAGGGAGAAAGGAGCACUUAAGAAUAAGGAGUUGCUGGAACUGGCCUUUUCCAUUCUUCAUAACUCUGAUGAAUAUUUAAACUUCAUCGCUCCAGACAAGCACGAAUACUGUAUAUGGACUGAUGGUUUAAAUGCUCUUUUGGGAAAAGAGAUGACAACUGAGCUCACAAGAUCAGAUAUGGACACACUGGUUACUAUGGAGCUGAAACUUCGCCUUUUGGACCUCGAAAACAUUCAGAUUCCUGAUGUCGCUCCUCCUGUUCCCAAAGAGCCCAGCACUUACAAUUUUGUUUACGACUUUACCCAGCAGCACAAUUGAGACUGGAAAUGUCCAUCAUCAGCUGCAAGGAUGUAUUCACCUUCUUCUCUUUUAUUCUAUUAUACGUCUAUCCCUAUUAUAUGGACGGAAUCAUUUUUUUCUCCUCUAGAUUGUGACUAUGAUGUGAUGCUUUAGUUUUAUAUUCCCUGUAAAUUACUGCUAUGACUUCACUGAGGAAAACGACAGUGAUAUUUCUUUUUAGUCACCUGUUAUAACAAAUACUCAACUUGCUAUCAUGCACAACAUUUUGUGUAACUAUGUGUACAUGAAAAAAAAAGUGAAACUGCAUUUGUUUCAUACUCAUACAUAAAACACCACACAUAACUCAUUCUUGGACUGUUACAAAUGUGCUAGUAAUUUGAUAAAAAGAUAAACUAAAUCAUCCUGAAAAAUAAAGUGACAGUUAAUUAUAGAGACUACUUUCUGCCAUUGAAUAAAAAAAAAAAAUCAAAAAGGUAAUUAUGACUUCUGACUUUGUUGCUAUUGCAAGUUAACAUUUGUUAAAUCAGACUUUUGCUGAUUUUGUUGUGAUUUUAUAUUUUGCAGUUAACUUAAAAUUUGCUGAAAGUUAAUUCUACUCAUUUUAAAAACGUUUUGAACUCAGUGUUGAAGGUAAUGAGUCAAUUAAAUACCUCAUUACUUCAACUUAAAUGGAGUAAGUUCACAGUACUCAUAUAGAUUAGUUUUUUAACUCAUGGUUUGUGCAAUCGGUUUUCAGAAACUGUUAGAGUUAACUUAUUUGGUUUUACAGUACUCAGUUGGUUUAAGUUCUCUUCAUUCGUUGGCUUUUACUGUGCUUGAAUUGCUUCAUUUACUCAAAUGGAUUAAGUUCACAGUACUCAUUAGGAUUAGUUUUUGAACUUAAAUGUUUUGUUGCAAUCGGUUUCCUUGGUUUGAGUUACCUUAACUUUUUGGGUUUUACAGUGAACAGGCUAAGAAAACAAUAUGAUGAAAUAAAUCAAUUCAACUACCCCCACCCCCUCCCCUGCUGUCUCUUUAAACUGGGGUAUUUAAUGAAUAAAAGUUAACAGAAACAAAAAACAAAUACAAAGUACAGUAUCAAGUAUCAAUUAUACAAAAUAAGGCAAUCAUUCUGGAUCCUGAUCAUUGUUUUGUGCAAUAAACAUGGAGAUUUUGUCAG
Molecule: messenger RNA, 2197 nt
Organism: Danio rerio (zebrafish)
Lineage: Eukaryota; Metazoa; Chordata; Actinopteri; Cypriniformes; Danionidae
Source: RefSeq, a predicted model, not a curated record